Acanthoscelides obtectus is the source of this 433-nucleotide messenger RNA. NCBI's taxonomy places the organism in Eukaryota, Metazoa, Arthropoda, Insecta, Coleoptera, Chrysomelidae. The record is from the annotation of a GenBank genome assembly.
GUCUGUGUAAGCUCUGGAGUACAACUGUCAGUGAUGCUGAGUGAACGAACUCCCUCGUCAACUACAAGCUGGAACAAGUCAGGACAUGUCGCUCAAGAUACAAAUACCGGUCAACCUUUUACUUCUUCUUGGAGAAUAUCCUCGCGAGUAAAAGGUAAUCAUUAUGAAAACAAGGAUAUGCUUCUCUUUUAUGAAUAUGGCUCAAUAAGUCGGAAUUUGUAAUUAUUGCAGAGAGAAAACAGAUAACUGGGACGGCUUCUCAUAGAUGAUGCUCAUGUCAUCUCGGAUAAUUCUAGAACGCGCGAGUAUAGUAUAGUGCGAGUGUAGGAAAUGUAUCUUAAGAGACAUAUUACAGCCCAUAUUUUGAUUCGAUGACAGCAUAUUUUUGACAAGGGUUUUAUAGUUGUCAGCUUUUCCCAAGAAAUUAGUGACC